Messenger RNA from Aspergillus terreus NIH2624, 639 nucleotides. Its product is annotated as histone H1/H5 family protein. Gene Ontology annotation, biological process: chromosome condensation; negative regulation of DNA recombination; nucleosome assembly. The transcript is spliced from 6 exons. Bases 1 to 639 code for a protein of 212 amino acids. The record is from RefSeq and is a predicted model, not a curated record. NCBI's taxonomy places the organism in Eukaryota, Fungi, Ascomycota, Eurotiomycetes, Eurotiales, Aspergillaceae. Gene Ontology annotation, molecular function: double-stranded DNA binding; structural constituent of chromatin; nucleosomal DNA binding. Gene Ontology annotation, cellular component: nucleosome; nucleus.
AUGCCUCCCAAGAAAGCUUCCACUGCCGCGUCCAAGAAGACCACCUCUGGUCACGCUUCCUAUCGCGAUAUGAUUAAGGAUGCUAUCCUGAAUCUGAAAGAAAGAAAUGGUAGCAGCCGUCAGUCCAUCAAGAAGUAUGUGCAGGCAAACAACAAAAUUGCCACUGCUUCGUCCAACGCCUUCGAUGUCCAGUUCAACAAGGCCAUCAAGGUCGGCGUUGAAAAGGGCGAGUUCACUCAACCCAAGGGUCCCUCGGGCCCCGUGAAGCUCGCCAAGAAGGAGGCUGCUCCUAAGCCUGCUGCUAAGAAGACCGCCCCUGCCACCAAGGCGGCUCCUAAGAAGACCGCGGCCGCUGCGAAGAAGACUGAAAAGACCGAGAAGCCCAAGGCCGCCACCAAGAAGGCCACCACCACCAAGAAGGCGGCUGGCCGCCCCAAGGCCAACACCGCGAAGCCUCGCAAGAAGUCCACUGCUGUAGGUGAUGCCUCUCCCUCGUCCUACGACCCCGUACUGACGGAUCAGGCCCCCGCUGUGGUCGACAAGCCCAAGGUCACUAGCACCACCAAGUCGGGCCGCGUGACCAAGACGACGGCGAAGCCGGCCGAGAAGGCGACCAAGAGGGCCGCGAAGAAGGCCUAA